Mastomys coucha (southern multimammate mouse) is the source of this 1548-nucleotide messenger RNA. It is a transcript of the gene Erp27, whose product is annotated as endoplasmic reticulum protein 27. The transcript has 7 exons. The record is from RefSeq and is a predicted model, not a curated record. Gene Ontology annotation, biological process: protein folding; response to endoplasmic reticulum stress. Gene Ontology annotation, cellular component: endoplasmic reticulum. Lineage: Eukaryota; Metazoa; Chordata; Mammalia; Rodentia; Muridae. Bases 413 to 1465 code for a protein of 350 amino acids.
UGUGCCACCGCUGCUCUGCAAACCCCACUUUCUUUAGGUUGCUUUUGUCACUUAAAAUAUUUUCUCACGGCAGAGAAAAACGAUACACGUCCUUUCCACAUUUUGAUGCCCAGAGCCAUCCCAUCAACCUUGGCCUCUGUCUGUAAUUACUCAGAGGCAGACACCCUCCAUCAAAAACCCUUCAUGGCCCUAAGAGUUCUCCGUCUCUCUCACAACAGCCUAUGAAUUUUUCCAUGUUUUACCACUCUCUGGUACAUGUUUAAGUCCUGGGUUUUUGUGUUCACCUCUCCCAUCAAGAAUGUAAGCUGAGAGACACUGAGUAAGCUCACAGCCAUAUCUAUAGCCUGCCUAAAUCAAUAAGCAUAUCAAUAAUCAAUAAGCAUAGAGUACCUACGGAGAUUUUAUUAUUUAAAUGAGUGGACCCGACUCUCUUCUGGUUGGAUGUGUUCCAGAGCCCUGCCACUUUGAGCCAUUUAUCACAGAAGGUGAAAGCUCCCCUGGAGCCAGCUGCAAAGUUCCCAGGGCUCUAAUAACGCACAGCCACUUCAGGUCACCAGCCGGCCCUGGAUCUUCAGGUCACCAGCCGGCCCUGGAUCGGCAGCCCACGCUCAACGUCAUCCACAGUCGGCACCAGAGAAGAACAAUGGAAAUCACCAGGUCUAGAUGCUGCCUAAUCCUCUCGUUUGUCCUCCUGUGUGGGCUGGUUCCAGAGGUGACAGCAGGUGUUGAAGAAACCUCCGAUGGUCCCAGCACUGCCCAGGAACCCAUAUGGCUCACAGACAUCCCAGCCACCGUGGAACUCAUAGCUGCUGCUGAGGUGGCCGUCAUAGGCUUCUUCCAGGAUUUAGAAAUACCGAUCGUAUCUGUGUUCCGGAGCAUGGUACAACAGUUCCAAGAUGUAUCAUUUGGGAUCAGCAACCAUUCAGAGGUCCUGACCCAUUACAAUGUCACUAGCAACAGCAUCUGCCUCUUUCGAUUGGUUGAUAAGAAACAACUACAUUUGGAUGGUGAGGACAUUGAAAAUCUAGAUGCUGCCAAACUGAGCCGUUUCAUUCACAUAAACAACCUCCGCUGGGUGACGGAGUACAGCCCUAUGACUGCAGCUGGCUUAUUUAACACCAUGGUUCAGACUCAUCUUCUCCUGAUGGUGAACAAGGCUUCCCCAGAGUAUGAAGAGAGCAUGCGCAGCUAUCAGGAGGCAGCGAGGUUAUUCCAGGGACAGAUUCUCUUCGUUCUGGUGGACAGCAGCAAAAGGGAAAAUGGAAAGGUGAUGUCCUAUUUCAAACUAAAAGAGUCUCAGCUGCCAGCUCUGGCCAUUUAUGAAUCCGUGGAAGACAAAUGGGACACACUGCCCAUCACGGAGGUUACGGUGGAGAAAGUCCGAGGCUUCUGCGAGGAAUUCCUGAGGGGGGUGCAGCAGAGUGAUCACAAAGUUGAAGACGACUCCGGGAAGGAGGAGCUCUGACCACUUCCUGUAACGUGUGCUCGCUACCCUGUAUCUAUUCUGUGAUGAAUAAAAAGGAGCGGUUCAAGUCUCUGCAACACUCA